AUGCCCUCAGCCAUUGUGAUUAGACAAAUCGAAGGCAAGCCAGGACAAGUCUACUACCCUCUCGAGAAGAUAACCGUUCCCGAGCCGAAGCCAAAAGACAAUGAUGCCGUCAUAACCCUCACAGCAGCUGCGCUAAACCACCGCGACCUAUUCAUCCGCCAACACCUCUAUCCCGGUACCACCUUCGGCGUCCCCCUUCUUGCAGAUGGCGUCGGCGUCGUCAGCUCGACCGGCACGUCUUCCACCGCGAAAUCAUGGCUCAACAAGCGCGUGCUCCUAAACCCCGGCACGGGCUGGAAGGAUAGCCUCGAUGGCCCAGAACAUCCCAAAGGAUACUCGAUAAUGGGUGGCACCAAGAGCAACCCUGUGGGUACGCUGCAAGACGUAUGUGUGCUAGACGCGGGUGAAUUGGAAGAAUGUCCCGAGCACCUCAACGACGAGGAGGCUGCCGCGCUUCCUCUAACCGGCCUCACAGCCUGGCGCGCGUUCUGGGUCAAGAGCGGAAACGCAGUUGCGGGGCGGAAUAUCUUGGUUACAGGCAUAGGAGGCGGUGUCGCGCUCAUGGUUCUGCUGUUUGCCGUGGCACAGGGCUGCAAUGUGUAUGUAACAAGUGGGAACCAGGAAAAGAUUGACAAGGCGGUCAAGCUGGGUGCCAAGGGUGGUGUGAUUUACAAGGAGAAAGACUGGGACAAGAAACUGCAGGCUAUUUUGCCAAAGGACAGACAAUAUCUCGAUGCUAUCGUCGAUGGUGCAGGAGGUGAUGUCGUCAAAGUGGGCAGUAAAAUACUCAAGGCUGGAGGAGUCAUCUCCAUCUACGGCAUGACCGUAUCUCCCAAGAUGGACUUCCUCAUGUCCGCUGUGCUGCGCAAUAUUGAAGUGCGCGGCUCCACUAUGGGCUCGAGGAAGGAAUUCGCCGAUAUGGUCCGGUUUGUUAAGGAGAAGAAGAUGAAGCCUGUUGUAAGCCGCAGUGUGCAGGGCCUGGAUAUUGAAAAGAUCGAAACGCUCUUUGAGGAUAUGAAGAAUGCCAGUCAGUUUGGCAAGUUGGUUGUCACGCUGGGGCAGGGCAAGGAGAGUAAGCUGUGA
Messenger RNA from Alternaria atra, 1083 nucleotides. RefSeq lists its product as uncharacterized. The record is from RefSeq and is a predicted model, not a curated record. The transcript has 3 exons. NCBI's taxonomy places the organism in Eukaryota, Fungi, Ascomycota, Dothideomycetes, Pleosporales, Pleosporaceae. Bases 1 to 1083 code for a protein of 360 amino acids. Gene Ontology annotation, molecular function: oxidoreductase activity.